Messenger RNA from Dacryopinax primogenitus, 735 nucleotides. RefSeq lists its product as uncharacterized. The transcript has 6 exons. Lineage: Eukaryota; Fungi; Basidiomycota; Dacrymycetes; Dacrymycetales; Dacrymycetaceae. The coding region runs from base 7 to 642 and encodes 211 amino acids. The record is from RefSeq and is a predicted model, not a curated record.
CUCACCAUGCUCCGGUUGCUCGCGCUAACCCUUCUGCUCAUCACCGGAUUUGCACUAGCAGAUGAAACAGUCCAGGAUGCUGCUAGGUUGGCUCGCCAGCUCUUGCAACAGGAGACUAUAGGGAACCUCGCAACUGUUUUUCCCUCAUCGCAUCCCGUCCUUCCGGGACAGCCGUUCAGCCUCAUGGAGUGCUUUGCUCCAUGCCACUCGAACGGCUCCUUGACGCUCCUCUUCCUCCCCAUAGCACAAAACAAUCGGAACAUCCUCGCCUCCCCCUAUCACUCAGCGACUCUCACAGUGCGCGUUCGUGAUCCCUCCAGUCCCUACGACUCCGAAGGCAAGGGUUGGGACAGUCCCGCUUCCCGUGGCCGGGUCGCACUCAUCGGGAAUGUUACUGUGACGGGGAAAGAUGGGUCAGACGUGGAGGAGUGUUAUUUGGAGAGUCAUCCAGACGCUGAAGGCUGGCUUCCGGGAAGGAAGGAAGCACCGCAUAAUGCGUAUUGGGCGAGAUUUGAUCCUCAUCACAUAUAUUGGGUUGGAGGAUUCGGAGACGAACAUUAUAUCGGCUACAUCCCUUUGGAUCUAUACCAGAAAGCCGCACCCAUCGUCAACGGCAUGUCGGAGCCCCUAAUCAUCCAGUAAUAGGUCAACGUUCUCGACACACUCUCUGCCUACCUCACCGCUUUGGAUCUUGCACACUUUGUACAACGGUAUUGCAAUGGAAGGAUAUGAACU